UUCACGUUUGUCCCUCAUGUAGAUUACAGUGUAUUUGCGCCGCCGUGUGGUAACAGUGCAACAUUGUCUUCUUGGUAUUAGGCGACUUUAGAGAUCAAAAGAUUAUGCUCUGUCUUAACAUGCCCCCAGCUACACUUUUUCCACCGCAGAAUAAAAUGAAGACGCGUCUUAUGAAAUUAUGCAGAUUUCUUUGCUUAGCGCUCACUUUCCCCUUACAUCUACUGGAGAUCACAGGUCUGUACGCUGCGUACAAACGCGUUUUCCCCUUGCUUGCCUACAAUAUAACAUUUUCAUACAACGACAAAAUGCACAAAGCCAAGAGGGACCUUUUUCGAAACCUGGGCAAAUUUGCGAACAGCGACGGAACUCUCCGGCUGCUGGAGAUCGGCUGCGGCAGCGGGGCAAACUUCAAGUUUUACCCACACGGCUGCACGGUGACCUGCACCGACCCAAACCCGCACUUCGAGAAGUACCUGCGGAUGAGCAUGGACGCCAACAAGCAUUUGACUUAUGACACGUUCAUGGUGGUCUCUGGAGAGGACAUGCACGACGUGAAGGACGGGUCGGUGGACGUUGUUGUGUGCACCCUGGUUCUCUGCUCGGUCAGCAGCGUGCAGCGGGUGCUGCAGGAGGUCCGACGCGUCCUCAAGACAGGUGGAGCUUUCUACUUUUUGGAGCACGUCGUCUCAGAUCCCUCUUCCUGGACACACUUCAUCCAGCAGGUGUUUGAGCCUCUGUGGUACUACCUUGGAGAUGGCUGCACGGUUACCAGAGCAACAUGGAGAGAUUUAGAGGCAGCUGGUUUUUCUGAGCUUCACCUCAGACACAUGGAGGCCCCAGAGGUUUCUCUCAUGAUAAGACCACACAUCAUGGGAUACUCUGUCAAAUGACUGCAGGGGGGACUGGGCAGAUUUCAGUGUGCCUCUCAUGGGUUUCAGAGGGUAUAUCAUAUUUUCACUCUUAGCCCGGUCAUUAGUCACUACAAAGAAUAUUUUACUGGCGGCUAACCCAGUUAUAUUCUGAUCAUUUUACAGUUUGUCUCCAUAGACUUCUUCUGCAAACACUUUCACAGGGCUGCCACUGACAGAAUAGCAAAACCAGUCCAAUUAAACACAAAUACAUUAACCCUGCUGCAUUUACUGAGUGAAAAUAUAUUUAUUUACUUACAGAAUCAGCAACAUUUUCAUACACUGUUUGUUCUUGUUCCCCAACCCUCCCAAGAUGUACAUAAUAAAUAUUACCUGGACACUGUGCUUUUUCCCUGAUUGUCUAAGUAACUGCUGAGAAACAACCCAACAAACCUCACUCAAGGUUAUCUUUUCUGUUACCCUUUAUGUUCCAUUGCACAAAAAUAAGGAAUGACAAUUGUAACAUUUCCUUAUAGGGAAAUGGGGGGAUAAUUGCUGGUUCACAAAAUAAACAGGAAUUAUGUCUGUGUGGUAUUUGUACAGUCAAAAUUCUGAAAAUGCUGUCAGAAUAUAAAAAAAAGGAUAAUAAUCCGACAGCAACAUUUUAAAAAACACAAGAAAAAAAAGGAAAGGGAUGCAUUUACAAACUGAGACUCAAAGUUAAAGCUCACAAUUUCAAACCUCCCAGUAUUAAAAAUGUACACAACUAUAAAUGUUAUAGCAUUAGCAAAUUUUUAAAAAACAGGUGGAAAAAUGGCCAAUUUCUUUUUUUUUUCUUUGUCGAGUACAUCUUACUGCCAUCACAAGUCACUUUUAUCUAUCAAACAGAGUAAAAAAAAAAAGAGGAUCUCAGCCUGAAAUGAAGUGUUCCCAGAAACCGCGUUCAUGUCCAACCAGCUGAGCUGUGCUGCUCCCACAUUCUGUCCCGAUCCUCGACCUCUAACCAAACAGGUUAUCCUGUUUUCACACAAUAAAGGUCCUUUAAUGUUUUGAGUUCUUCGAUAAGGGUC
Messenger RNA from Plectropomus leopardus (leopard coralgrouper), 1918 nucleotides. RefSeq names its product thiol S-methyltransferase TMT1A-like. Lineage: Eukaryota; Metazoa; Chordata; Actinopteri; Perciformes; Serranidae. Gene Ontology annotation, molecular function: S-adenosylmethionine-dependent methyltransferase activity. The record is from RefSeq and is a predicted model, not a curated record.